Messenger RNA from Helobdella robusta, 2400 nucleotides. RefSeq lists its product as hypothetical. The record is from RefSeq and is a predicted model, not a curated record. NCBI's taxonomy places the organism in Eukaryota, Metazoa, Annelida, Clitellata, Rhynchobdellida, Glossiphoniidae. Gene Ontology annotation, biological process: intra-Golgi vesicle-mediated transport. Gene Ontology annotation, cellular component: COG complex. The transcript has 19 exons. The coding region runs from base 82 to 2055 and encodes 657 amino acids.
CAAACACGUACAGAAAUUAUAUUAUUUAAAAUUUUGUAAUAAUCGGCUAUUUAACCGUAUAAAUAAAAUUGAACUCUCACGAUGUCCUUAGAUGUCAGUCUGUCGGUGGCUUCCAAUCCAAAAAAUGUUGAAAAUAGCAGCGUUAAUACUAGUAAAGAUGUCAUCAGUAACCCACUAUCUAAAAAGCUCAGUAAAAUCUUGGAUACCAGACUAGACAAUGAUAAGGACAUGUUAGAGGCUUUGAAAUCAUUGUCGAUAUUUUUCACGGAAAAUAACAUUAGGACUAGGAGAAAUCUGAGAGGUGAUAUAGAAAAGAGGACUUUGAAUAUUAAUGAAGAAUUUAUUGGGGCCUUUGCCGUCGUCAAGGAGCAACUUGACAGCAUCUAUAAGGACGUGGAGGCCAUUAAUGCUUGCUGCCAGGAUAUGAUAUCACGAUUGAAAAAAACAAAAAGUCAAACUCAUGACCUGAUAAGUCAGACAACGACGUUAAAGGCGGAGACGCACAAGUUGCAGUUGAGAAAUCGGCUGGUGGACGCGUUUUUACUGAAGUUUCAGCUGACCGAAGAAGAAAAGCAGGCUCUUAAAACUGGAAGGGAUGGUCAACUGAGAUCCGAUUUCUUUACUGCACUGGUAAGGGUCAAGCAGAUCCACAACGACUGCAAGCUGCUACUGAGGACCAACCACCAGACAGCUGGUUUGGAGAUCAUGGAAUCUAUGGCAUUACAGCAAGAAACAGCAUAUGAAAAGUUGUACAGAUGGACACAGAAUGAAUGUUGCCUGUUGUCAACUGACUCACCUGACAUCAGUCUCAAACUUAGCCAGGCCAUUGCCGCCUUGUAUGACAGGCCCGUGCUAUUCAAAUACUCCAUUGACGAGUUCGGCAACGCGCGUCGUGCCGCUGUCGUCCGGAACUUCAUCGACGCUCUGACGAGGGGCGGUCCUGGCGGCAACCCUCGACCAAUAGAAUUGCACAGCCAUGACCCACUUAGAUAUCUAGGUGACAUGCUGGCAUGGAUUCACCAGUCGACCGCUUCUGAAAAAGAACAUGCCCAAGCCCUGCUCAAAAACUGCCAGAUGAUUGAUAAUGCAAUAGAAGAUAUCCUGAUGCAUAUUACAGAAGGACCACUCAUUCAAUCAAUCAUUAAUUCAAUCCAGGUAAGAAUUGAACAGGUGUUAACUUCAGAACCAGGCCCCAUACUUUUAUACAAGUUGUCAAAUCUCCUGCAAUUUUAUAUUUCUACUAUUAGCCAGAUGAUGCCGAGCACGUGCGUUCUGGUGCACACGCUGGACGAGAUGUUCCAGCUGAGUAGGAAGGUCUUCUUCAGCAGUCUCUCCUUCGCUGCUAACAAGCUCAUUGAUAAGGUUGUGGAGCAGCCGCCGGCCGACCUCACUCCCACUGACUCCAUCCAGAAGGUCCUCGCCCUCCUUCAAGGAAUUCUCUCCUCCAAUGAAUCAUCAGUGGCCAGUGCAGACGAGAAGAGGGGUGUCUUUCUGCAGAUCUUAACUUACAUGGUGGAGCCCCUCGUUCAGGCCUGCUCACUUUCGGCCAGUCAGCUACCCCCAGUGGACAUGGCUACUUACAUGGUCAACAGCUUGCACGUCAUUCAAUGUGUUGUCGCUCUCUACGAGUUUACUGACCAGAGAUUGGAGAUGUUGCAAGCACAGAUUGAUGCCCAUAUGGACACCCUAGUAAACGAGCAUGCAUCGUUAAUUCUCCACCAUUGCGGCCUUACUUCUCUCUGUACAUCUCUACAACUUUAUGCUAGGAGUGAAGAGCCCCUAUCGAAGAUGUCUGGAAUGGAUGUUGCUUCUGUGAAGGCAGCUAUGGCAAAACUGGAUGGUUUCCUGUCAAAUCCCGACCCUACGACCAUGGGGCAAUGCAACAGAGUUCAAAGUUCAAAGUUCAGGGAUCAGAUAAAGCGCCGAACGACAGAACUAAUUUGCAUGGCUUACUCCCAACUCUACUCUGCCAUUUCCGAUCCUAAAAAUCAGUACCCCAGCAUUACUUCGAUUGCCCCCAUUGAACCUGGCCAAGUGGCCAGACUUUUAUCGUGAAUUGAUGUGCAUUUGUGUGUGUGUGUCUGUGUGUGUGUGUGUGUUGUGUGUGUUUGUUUGUUUGAACGUUGUUGUUGUUCGCUAUCACAAUGAAAACAUUCCUUACAUUGUUGGUUAUUAUAAUAACUAUUGUUUACUUGUUCUUGAGUUUUAGGAAUAAAUUAUUGUAAUUAUAAGUGCGUACACUUGUAACUGGUUUAUGACUGAUUAGUAAUUGUUGUUUAAUCAUAUUAGAAUACAUGUCUGGUUAAUUAACACUGUGUUGGUUGAAAUAUUCAUAAAAUUUUGUAUUUCUACGUAUUUUCAGUUACUUUUGCAUGAAAUAAAAAUUCAGUUUAGUGUAAA